Papilio polytes (common Mormon) is the source of this 1504-nucleotide messenger RNA. It is a transcript of the gene Syx16, whose product is annotated as syntaxin-16. The record is from RefSeq and is a predicted model, not a curated record. Gene Ontology annotation, molecular function: SNARE binding; SNAP receptor activity. Bases 87 to 1100 code for a protein of 337 amino acids. NCBI's taxonomy places the organism in Eukaryota, Metazoa, Arthropoda, Insecta, Lepidoptera, Papilionidae. The transcript has 4 exons. Gene Ontology annotation, cellular component: membrane; SNARE complex; endomembrane system. Gene Ontology annotation, biological process: intracellular protein transport; vesicle fusion; vesicle-mediated transport.
AUGCGAUUUUGUAAACCUGAAAGUUGAUUAUUUUAAUAAAUGUUUAUUGUUAUUAAAAACAUUGUAAUUCAGAAAUAAAAGUAAAAAUGGUGUCCCGAAGUUUAACUGAAGUGUUUAUACUUAUGAGAAAUAAUGCUAUCCAUAGCCGGCAGAUAUUUACUGAGGCACACGAUUCAGAGCGAGAGGGUUUGAUGCGUUCAAACUCUCGUGAUUUGGAAGGAGGGAUAGAGCUGAAGGCAGAAUCCGGUGCACCACCACCCUGGACUGACUCCUUGGAGGAAGCACACUAUGUUAUCACUAGGUUACGUACCAAGAUAUCAGAGCUACAGACACGUCACGAGCGACAGAUCCGUCGGCCGGCGCUCGACGACAGCACCGAGCAGCAGUACAUCGGCAAACUGACUGGAGAGAUUGGACGGCUCUUCACUCAUGCACACACACAUCUCACAGCUAUAAAAGCACAGGCGUUGAACGGUAACAAAACUGAACAAAAACUGGCAAACAAUGUUGUCCUAGCUCUUGUUACUAUGGUGCAAGAUUUGAGCGUAACAUUUCGUACCGCUCAAUCUAACUACUUGAAAUCAUUGACCUCCCGAGAAGAGAGAUCCAAAGCCUAUUUCGAUCUUCCUAAUUUUGAAGAACUGAGUUUAGGUGAUAACGAUCUACUUCCCGGAUUAACAAACAACCAAACAGAUAUUUUAUUCUCAUUACCGAGUACAUCUCAUAGCUAUGAAGACGACAAAGAUCUAGAUGGAAUGUUCCAGAGGCAAGCAUUAAGUCAAAAACAGAUGUUAUUAAUGCAAGAAGAAAAUACACAAAUGAUUGCUGAGAGAGAGGAAGAAGUUAAUAAAAUUGUCCGAUCUAUAGUGGACUUGAAUGAAGUGUUCAAAGAUUUGGCACAUAUGGUACACGAACAAGGUACAGUGUUGGACCGAAUAGAUUAUAACAUAGAGCAAACGCAAGUCCAAGUACACGAAGGGUAUAAACAGUUACAAAAAGCGGAAAGAUACCAACGAAAAAACAGAAAAAUGUACUGCAUUUUAAUGUUAGCUGCUUUAAUAAUUGUAUUAGUUAUUCUACUAAUUAUAGUGAAGAGUUAAUAUUGAAAGGACUUAUAAAAUAAUGCAAAUCUUGAAUAGUAAUGAAAGUGAGAUGUUUUUUACGAUUCCAAUCUUUAUUGUAUAAGCAAUUAAGUGUAUUUUACUGUGUUCUAAUUUGACCAAGAUAAUUAACUGAUUAACCCAAUUGUGGGGCACUAAUCGAUGAUUAAGGGGGGAUUAGCCAAUAAAGGGGGCACUAACAGAUAAUUAGGUAACGCUAGCCUAUGAUUAGGGGGCGCAAGCCAAUGAUAAAAGGGGUAAGCUGAUGAUCAAGUAUAGUAGUAAAACUAAUUUUUACAUUGUCUCAAAUUUUAUUCCUGUCUAUAUGUCAUCUUUCCAUAUUAAAUUAUGUCCUAAGCUUUUGUUUUGUAAAUAUCUGUCUAUGUGAUUGUCUUUGUAUAUUA